UAUAAACUGUGUCUGUCUUUGAGUCCAGAGAGAGUUUUUGUUUUCCCAUCUAUUCGGAUUCUUACACACCUGUCCAGAUCACGCAGGAAGUAUUAUAGUCCUUCCCAUGAGUAAUUCUACUUCAUUUCUUAAUUCCUUCAUUUUCCAAUCAUCCGCCAGGGGACGAAGCAGAAAACUAAGCUGGUCACUGUCCCGUUUGGCUGCUUGCAUUGUAAAUGAAAGUGCAGAAUAAUGUCAGGGCUCUGUUUCUAGCUGGAGAAAGACGCUGGUAUGUGAAUGUGACUAUCACAGUGAAGAUGGACUACCAGGAACUUCACAGCCAGGACAGAGGACUUCUGAACCACACGCGGCUCUUGCACUCAGUAGUGACUGGGGCUGUGGACUCUCCAGCUCUCUCUGUGCACCACGUUCACUCGUACUCUCCCAGCCCCUUCCUGACCGCCUCCCAGCUGCUGGUCGGAGCGGGCCGGCCCAUCUCGGUGCGCGACCUCGCCGCCCUGCUGCAGCUCAUCGUCCAGCGCGUCGAGGAGGUGUCCGCCGUGGACGUGCGAGAUGUAGAUGAAUGUGCCCAUGAAGAACUCUAUAGCUGUCCCCCAGCUGCAAAUUGCCUCAACACUGAGGGAUCCUAUAACUGUUCAUGUCACGAAGGAUUUACAGAUUCAAGCCCCAACGGGACAGUCACAGGUUGUUUAGGUCCCUCUCAUAGUGCGGAUCCCACAGAAGAAACAACACCGUCCUUCACAAGUAGUACAAUGAUGUCAUGGACACACAACUAUUCUUCUGAUGCUUCGGCUACAGAUACGCUGUUACAAAACAGCACUGCGAGUGAGACACACUAUAAUAGCAGUACAGAUCCACCAUCCCCAGCGACAUCGCAACAGAAGGGCGACUGGGCCACGGUGCUGCUGGUCACUUCAAGACCCGUGCUUCCGACACAGAGCCCCUGGACCAACCUGACCACGGUCUCGGAGUCGCGGUCCAGCAGCACAGUCUCUCUCUGGAACGUCACAGAGACUCCAGACAGACCCAGUCCCUUCACUGCUUCUUCACCCUCUGGAGGCAUCAGUCCCACCUCCACAGCCGCAGGGGGCGGCUCAGGCAAGUCUGCCGAGGCCCUGCUGACGACCAGCACGCAAGCAGACUCUGUGAAAAGUACCAUUUCUCCAGGUGCCAGUUCUGUGGUCAUUCAUUCCACAUCAUUAACGGAGCCACCCUGGAGCACAACUACUCCGCAGGCCUCAUACCAUUUACAGCACCCCACAACUGCAUCGUACCCCAGCACCACUGCGCCUCUCACCAUGGAGUCCCAGACAGCAUUGGCCCGCAAUUGCCACCCAGCCCUCAUUAAAAACCUGGUGGUCCUCAAUGUCACGGGCUCCAGUUUCUACAUGCGGUGGUCUGUGGAUUCCCCCGUGGGCAGGCAGGCCUAUGUCGUUCAGCUGCUCAGAGGCACGCAGAGCGUGGACAGAGCUGAGACUGAGCUUCUCAGCUGGGAGGCCACAGGACUGGAGCCUGGCGUGCUCUACACUGUCAGGGUCACCUCCAGGGCCUGCGGACAGGAAGGCAAUGCCACCUCUCAGGACGUCAAGACAGAGGGAAAAGCGCUCAGAGGAAGAUCCCGGCUAACGAACGUGCAGUUUACAGAGGCCUUACGAAACAGCAGCAGUGGAGAGUAUUUAAAUCUGACGCGGGACAUUUGGAUGGAGAUCUGUAAGUCUCUCCCGCCAGACGUCCGAGCCCUGGUGGAGUUGAGGGCCGUGAGCAUUGUCAUCACCCGCCUGAGCAGCGGGAGCGUGAUGGUGGACUUCCUCGUGCUCUUCUCGCCAGGCCUAGCCCAGAACAUGACCGCCGUGUCCACAGCUAUCCUGGAUUCCCUGAAGAACAGCACGCGAUACGACGUCGACCGCAACAGCACGGGCCUCGAGGAUUUCGACGAGUGUGCGGCAGGGGACGAGGACUGCUCUCCUCACGCCGUGUGUGAGAACACCUGGGGGUCCUUCAGAUGUGCCUGCAGGAGCGCCUUCACAGAUACCAACCCUGCGAGGCCCGGGCGCAGCUGUGAAGAUGUCAAUGAGUGUGAAAGUGGCAGCAACACCUGCAGCCCUCAUGCAGUUUGCCAGAACACCGUUGGGGGAUACAGCUGUUCCUGUCAGCCCGGAUUCAACGACACAGACCCCAGUCAGCCGGGCCGGCACUGUGCAGACGUAAACGAAUGUGAAUCGGGCAACAACAUGUGCCACCAAAGCGCCGCCUGUCAGAACACUGUGGGGGGCUACAUCUGCGCCUGCAGACCCGGCUUCGCUGACGCAGACCCGAGCCAGCCUGGCAGGCUCUGUGCAGCUGUGGCGACUGAGAAAACUGUGACGUCCAGCAUCUCCAUUUCGGAGACCUCGAAGACCCCCACAGCAGUUGCGCCCCCUCUCCUACACACAAACCCUACGUCCUGGGCUCUGGUGGAUGUGGAUAAUGCCAUCACUGUUGAUUGCCGGCUGUAUGAAAUCUCAGUCACGGUUUCGAAGGCCUUUCUCACCUGGAAGUCCAUCGCAGAGAGCUCCCUGUUCUUGGGAGUGACGGAGUGUGGCCUGAGCAGCACCAACGAAACUCAUGUGAAGCUCACAGCCAUGUGGGAUAAUUGUGACACGAAGCUUGUGCAUAAUCGGACCCACACUACGGCCUGGACAACGUUGCUCAACAAUCGCACUGUGGAUUCAUCCAUUGCCCCCAGGGUGUACAUCGAAAUCCCAGUCAAGUGCACCUACAGCAACAGUUUGCUCAUCUCCACCGGCUACACCCCCACAGGGGUUGACAUGAUCAAGGAUAUCAUUGAAGGAUCAGGGAUCUUCUUGGCUACCAUCCAACUGCUGAAUGGAACGUCUCCGCUCCCCAAAAAUUACUCCCUGUCUCCAGACGAUGAAGUCUUCAUUGAAGUGGGAAUCAAUUUGACGAUGACCCAGGUCAAGCUCAUCCUCAACGAGUGCUGGGCUACCCCCACCAGCAGCCCAUCUGACCCUACAACUCACAUGUUCAUGAAAAACAGCUGUCCCAUUCCCAACACUUACACCACAGUAAUAGAGAAUGGGAAUUCCACUAAAGCCCGUCUGUCCCUGCGCAUAUUCUCCUUCGUCGACCACAGCGUCAUCUACCUGCACUGUCAAGUCCAGAUCUGUAUCGAGACUGCAGGAACCUCCUGCAAACCGCAUUGUGAACAGCGGUCAGAGAGGUCUAUUAAAGCUGUUGAAAUUGGCCAAGCCUCAUGGGGACCCAUCUACAGGUCUUCACAUGCGGUGACCAAGGAGACGCCGAACUCCCAGCGGGAGACAGGAUUCAUUGUCCUGGGGGUCCUCCUGUGUCUUCUGCUCCUUGUGACCCUGACAGUUGUGGCCUUAUUUUACAGGAAGCGGAUCGGCCACUACAACUUCAGCUUCAAACCCAAUCAGGAGAACUUCACCUAUCAUGUCUUCGAUACUUAACCUACCUGUCCACAACUCCAGCAUUCAUUCCAGCAUGAGUAUCUGGACAUACAGUAGCUAAGGGUUUUAACUUCAGUACGUCAUGCAUUUGGUACCAAACUAUCAACAAAUUACCAAACAGAUAUUCUGCAUUAUGAAGUUUAUUUAGGUAUGUUGAGCCGAUGAUUGUUUUUUAAGGUUGUGAUUCUCUUUCGAUAGUUGUAGUCACAUUAUAAACAACGUAGUUUUAGAAUAAAACUGUGGAGUGACUUAGGAGACCUCUUUUAAAGUCAAAGAGUUAUAUUUCCAAAACGGUCUAAGGAAUUUUAAUCCACUUCUGUUUAUAUUUUGAUCAUUAUGAAACUUAGACCUCAGCUUUGUAAAUGACUUUACUGUCCAUUGUUAAUUAUU
This is a messenger RNA of Lepisosteus oculatus (spotted gar), 3860 nucleotides long. The record is from RefSeq and is a predicted model, not a curated record. Lineage: Eukaryota; Metazoa; Chordata; Actinopteri; Semionotiformes; Lepisosteidae.